Molecule: messenger RNA, 1134 nt
Organism: Colletotrichum truncatum
Lineage: Eukaryota; Fungi; Ascomycota; Sordariomycetes; Glomerellales; Glomerellaceae
Product: nuclear pore protein-like protein
Source: RefSeq, a predicted model, not a curated record
AUGAUAGCAACCAUGGACGAGGCAAUCGACCAUGAUGACCCUUGUUCACCAGUGCUUGGAGAGUAUGUCAGCUUUGACCCCAACGGCGACUUGUAUCUUAACGUCGGCGCUGAGGUUGAGAAAACAACAAAGACGUACUUUGUCUGCUCCAAAGCCUUAUCUCGAGCUUCGACAGUUUUCAGAAAGAUGCUGUAUGGCGGGUUUGCCGAAUCGGGGCAUUCGGAUGUUGACCACGGCUGGACGGUAGACCUUCCCGAAGACCGACAGGAACCGUUGGAACUCAUGCUGCAUAUCGUACACGGCGCAUUUGACAUGGUUCCGGAAAAGCUUGAACUUACUGAACUGUACACAUUUCUCGUCGUCACCGAAAAGUACGACGCAACUGCCAUCACGCGACCGUGGGCCAAGGGUUGGGUAGAGGCCGUCAAGUCCAGCUUGCAGAACCCGCUACUGUUGGGUGUGGCCUACGAACUGGGCGACUAUCAGACUUUCAACGCCAUGGUCAUGAAAAUCGCCACCGAGUGUCAUCUUGACAAUGACGGAGACCUCGUAUUUGGGUUUGCUGGUGAGAGUAGAGAUAGCUACGACUAUAAACUCAGGAACCUGGACUGUUUGAUCCCGGACGGCUUGUUGGAUGAUGCUUCAGCUAUCAGAAAAACGUUGUUAAUAGCAAUGUUGGACCCAUAUCUCAAUCUUUAUGGGGCUCUCAAGAACGGAGAUCGAUGCAUGUCGUCACCCGGGGAUCCUUCAGGCGGGAAGAGGUGCGACAGCAUGCUGCUGGGUUCCCUCAUCAGGUCCUUUACAGCCCAAAACAUGGACCUCACGGCGACCGAUCCGGUCAUGGCAUACCGUGGGAGCGCCUCACACCUCCAGUCAGUCAUGUUGAAGCUGGAACUGUACACAAUCCACUCUGGCUACGCCCACCCGACAACAUCAUCAUUUGGCUUUGGUCAGGCGGCCCACCCUAGGUUUGGAUUCAGCAUGAGUUCCUGUGAGCACGUCUUACAGUCUGGGCUUAGGGAAGGCGUAGAGAGGUCGCUGAUGCUUAGAGGCAACAUGAACUUUGUGCAACCCAAGCAUAAAGAGUACUUGACGAAACAGGCAACCAAAACUGGAUUGCCCAAGUCACAAUAG